Molecule: messenger RNA, 1038 nt
Organism: Monoraphidium neglectum
Lineage: Eukaryota; Viridiplantae; Chlorophyta; Chlorophyceae; Sphaeropleales; Selenastraceae
Exons: 5
Coding region: 1-1038 (345 amino acids)
Biological process (GO): cytoskeleton organization; lamellipodium assembly
Cellular component (GO): actin cytoskeleton
Molecular function (GO): actin filament binding
Source: RefSeq, a predicted model, not a curated record
AUGGCCACAGAGGUUGACGCUAAUGUGGAGCUGAAGGAGGCGUCUGCCAACGGCGGCGCCGCGCCUGCCCAAGAGAGCAGCACCAAAGCGGCCCCCGUCUCGGAGGGGGGCUCUCGCAAGUCUCGUGGGGGCAAGCGAUCAUCGGCAGGCGGCGUGACGGCUGCACUGGUUGUUGCUGCUGAUGCGGGCCUCACAGACCUCUCUGCAGAUCCCAGCCCUGCGGAGCCCUCUCCUGCCGCGGCCGAAGAGGUCAAAGUAGAGGAGGAGGGCCCGCAGGGACAGCAGCAGCAAAAGCAGGAGGAGGAGCAGCAGCAAGAGCUUCAGCAGCAAGUUGAGCAGGCGCAAGAAAAGCAGCAGGAGCAGCAGCAAGACGAGCAGCAGGAGCAGCAGCAGGAGCAGCAGGAGGCACAGGAGGAGGUGCAGCAGCAGCAGCAGCAGCACAGUGAGCCCACCGAGCCGGCAGAGACCGCAGAGACCGCAGAGCUGGCAGAGGCAACAGAGAUCAUCAGGUCAAACUCCGGCGCCCGCACUGUCGCGGGCACCCGCGGUGCAGGCAAGGGUGUGGUGCCUACCAACCCGACGGCGGAGGUCGUGCGGGCGUGCGACACUGCUGAUGAGGUGCGCUCGUCCCCGGUGAGGGUGACCGAGAUGGCGAAAGAGCUGACUGAGCACUUUGAGGCGGGCGGCGGCAACGGCGGCGUCAACGGCGCCGCCGCGGGCGCGGAUCGCGGCGACGGGGGCGUGAGCGCGUCGAGGGCGGCGAGCGGCGUCGCGCUGACUCAGCACGACCUGGUCAACACCGCCAACGUGGCGCUGGUGCUGCAGGCCGGCGAGUUCAAGCUGAGGCCCGGCGUGGACGUGGUGCCGUAUGAGGAGCUCAAGGAGCUGCGGCUGGAGGACGGUCUGGACGUGUCGCGCAAGGAGGAGUAUCUCUCCAACGAGGAGUUCACGAAGAUCUUUGGCAUGGAGAAAGACGAGUUCAGGGCCAUGCCCAACUGGAAGCGCAUCACCGUCAAGAAGGCCAAGGGCCUCUUUUAG